UUCAGUCAUUUCAUAUUUGCUUUUAUAUCACAACGGCUUAGCAGGGAAGUCGGGUAGCUACUGGGUCUGUUGCAGUUCUGCUGACAUUCACAAAUUGUCGGAUUUUAAAACUAAUUGUUUCUUCCUUUUAGCCGCCGGCUCCUUUGGUGAUGAGUGUCAUUUCAGUCCAGUCUGUGAAAAUGGUGACAGCCAUCGUGUUACUGAGCGUCUUCUUAGUUUCAGGUGCUUUGGCUGAUUGUCCUAAAAGCCCAUCCCUAUUCAUGACUGCACAAGCACUGAGUGGAUCUUGUCUGCAAAUCCCAUGUAACUUUAGAGUUAAACAAAGAGAGAAAUUCAACAGCACAAGACCAACCUUCGGAGUGUGGAUUAAAAGUAGCAAAAAGUUUUACCACGAACGACAAAAUGGGAUUUUCAACAGCAGCAGGAAGAAUAAUAAGUUCCCAAUGAGUCUUACUGGAGACCUGAGUCAGAAAAACUGCACCACUUUAUUUUCCAGUUUAAUCACAAAUUACACAGACUGGUACUUCUUCAGAAUUAAGAACGGACCAUUCAGGGCAACAGCUUCUUGUGAUCCUCUUCAAAUAACAGUCAAAGAUUCUCCUCCGAGGCCCAGCAUUGAGAUCUCAGGUGAUCUGAAGGAGAAGCAGUCGGUCACUAUAACCUGCUCAGCUUUCACUCCCUGUCCACACUCCCCUCCUGAACUCACCUGGACUCUCCAACAAGACCCUCACAACAAAAUAGAGGAAAACACAGAUCGAACCUUCACAACUAAAAUCCAGACAACCUUCACUCUGUCAGACGAACAUGAUGGAUUCAUCAUCACCUGUUCAGCCAGAUAUCCUGUAAAUGAAGGAAAAGACGUCAAGACAGCAGAGGAGAGAACGACGCUCAGUGUUUCAUAUGCUCACAAAGACACCUCAGUGUCCAUCAGCUCUGUCAGCUCGCUACAGUGGGGUUCAGCUCUUGGAGGGAUCCUUGUCAUCAUACUUAUCUGCCUUUCUAUCUGUGUUUGGUGGUUUAAGUCAAAACGUCCACAAACUCAGACUCAAAGAGGUGACGAGCUGACUCUUCAAAUGCCAGCCAGCAAAACAGAAGAAGACAUCCAUUAUGGAGAGAUCGACUUCUCCAAGCGGAGACCUGGACCGUCCUCGGCCUCGGAGCAGGACAGUGGACAGCAGCAGGAUACGCUGUAUGCACAGGUCAACGUGUCCCAGACAGCGAGCAGCUUAAGACAGGCUGCUGACGUCCCAGAGGAUCUCUACGCUCAAGUGAAGAAAAAAUGAGUGUUGUUUUGUGAUCAUGUUUGGGUCGUAUUUGUAAUAUACCUUUAUUUUUUACUUAUACAAAAUGUUUUAUAUGUCAGUUAUUGUAGUAAAAGACACUGGAGAGGAAAAUGCAAUCUUCACUGGCCACAGUUAAAGGGGAACUCAAAACCUCCACACCCUGCAGCUCAAAUAUUUUUGCCAUCAAGAUAUAAUAAAUCAUAUGUGUGAACUGACCUCAUAUGACUGUUGCUGUGCGAUUAGCAAUCUGUACAUCAGAUCAGUGCAAGUAUAAGUCCGAAAGGCUCUUAAUGGGGAACUAUUCUAAAUGGUGACACGAGAAGAAGCAGUUCACACAUUAACAAUGUACUACAAGAUUAUA
Sebastes umbrosus (honeycomb rockfish) is the source of this 1644-nucleotide messenger RNA. RefSeq names its product B-cell receptor CD22-like. The coding region runs from base 150 to 1283 and encodes 377 amino acids. The transcript is spliced from 7 exons. Lineage: Eukaryota; Metazoa; Chordata; Actinopteri; Perciformes; Sebastidae. The record is from RefSeq and is a predicted model, not a curated record.